Messenger RNA from Astyanax mexicanus (Mexican tetra), 7076 nucleotides. RefSeq names its product mitogen-activated protein kinase kinase kinase 1, E3 ubiquitin protein ligase (gene map3k1). Gene Ontology annotation, cellular component: cytoplasm. Gene Ontology annotation, biological process: protein phosphorylation. The transcript has 20 exons. NCBI's taxonomy places the organism in Eukaryota, Metazoa, Chordata, Actinopteri, Characiformes, Acestrorhamphidae. The coding region runs from base 45 to 4613 and encodes 1522 amino acids. Gene Ontology annotation, molecular function: protein serine/threonine kinase activity; ATP binding; zinc ion binding. The record is from RefSeq and is a predicted model, not a curated record.
ACUCACCACACAAACCUAUUAAGUGGCAAAAUUCAGCACAGAAAAUGGCGACGGCGGGGAGCCGGACCUCGUCGUCAGGACCGUUGGACUCGAGCGGCGGUUUAGACGCGGGGAACUCUCCGCGUGGAAGCUCCAGCGUGCCCGGUCUCCCGAGCGGUGCCGCCGGCAAGGCGAAGCGAAGCGCGGCGGAGAGUUCGCAAUGGAGACGUAAAGAACUGCGGAAAGUGCGGAGCGUGGAUCUGGACGGGUCCGAGUCGCUGCUGCUGGCUUCCGAGAGCGGGGCAGCUCCCUCAGCCGCGGCGGCGCAGCUCCACUUCUUAUCCGCGUCCUCUCCCGGCGCAGUGCAGGCGACUCUCCUGCAGCAGAGCCACCGCGUCCAGCACAGCAGCAGCAGCUCCCUGACUGAACACCCGCUCCUCGAUAAGCAGAGCAGCGGCGGCAGUCUGGCCGCAGCCGCGCAGGAAUUGCUUAAAACUUCUUUCAGAAGCAGCAGCGACCAACUCUGCGCUGAUAAUGCUGCAGCCGGAGCUCCAGGAGAACUGAACCAGCAGAGUCGUGACAUGGAGAACAAAGAGACGCUGCGUGGGCUGCAGAAGAUGGAGGACCGGCCAGAGGAGAGAAUGAUCCGCGAGAAGCUGAAGGCCACCUGCAUGCCCACCUGGAAACAUGAGUGGCUGGAGAGGAGGAACAGGAGAGGCCCUGUGGUGGUGAAGCCGGUUCCCUUGCGACCAGAUGGCAGUGAGGCCGGUAGGCAGGGUCCUGAAUCCGGCAGCGACAGUAUGAAUUCUUCUUCCUCUCAGAGCCGGGGCCGACGCAGCCCAUCACCAGGACCCUCCUCAUCCUCCACAUCCUCCUCAUCCACCAGAACCAGCAAGCCGGAGUCACCCGGUGUCAGAAGGAAGAGGGCAUCCCCAGUUCCUUUCCAGAGUGGCAGGGUGACGCCCCCUCGUCGAGCUCCUUCACCAGACGGCUUUUCGCCUUACAGCCCAGAAGAGACCAAUCGCAGGGUUAACAAAGUCAUGAGGGCCCGUCUCUACCUGCUCCAGCAAAUAGGACCUAAUUCCUUCUUGAUUGGAGGCGACAGCCCAGACAACAAAUACCGUGUGUUCAUUGGUCCUCAGACCUGCAGUUGUGGUCGAGGGGCCUUCUGCAUCCAUGUCCUUUUUGUCAUGCUGAGAGUCUUCCAGCUGGAGUCUUCAGACCCUCUUCUCUGGAGAAAGACCCUGAAGAACUUUGAGGUGGAAAGCUUGUUUCAGAAGUACCAUAACCGCCGGAGCUCUCGGAUCAAAGCCCCGUCUCGCAACACCAUCCAGAAGUUUGUUUCCCGCAUGUCCAACUCCCACACAAACUGCACCUCCAGCUCCUCGCCAUCCAGCAACGAGAGCAGUAUGAAGGACGAAGAAGAGCAGAUGUGUCCAAUCUGUCUGCUGGACAUGCUGGAUGAGGAGAGUCUGACUGUGUGUGAAGAAGGAUGCAGGAAUAAGCUGCACCACCACUGCAUGUCUAUAUGGGCCGAAGAAUGUCGGAGAAACCAUGAACCCUUAAUCUGCCCUCUGUGUAGGGCUAAAUGGAAGUCUCACGACUUUUACAGUCAUGAACCAGCAUCUACAGUGGAAAGCUCUACAAGUCGCUCCCAGAGCCAGGUACCUUCAUCCGCUGCUUCUUCAUCAUCAUCGCCACAUGCUGAAGGCCAGAGGGCGUCGCAGGAGGGAGACUUCUCCCUGCCCCACUACGGAGUGCAGCAGAUCCCUCAGACCUACAAAGAGCUGGCUGAGCCUUGGAUCAAGGUGUUUGGUAUGGAGCUGGUGGGUUGCCUCUUCUCCCGGAACUGGAAUAUCAGAGAAAUGGCACUCCGCCGGCUGUCGCACGAUGUGAGCGGCGCUCUACUGUUGGCUAAUGGCGAGCGCUCUUUGGCGAGCGCAGGUGCUGGAGCAGGGGCGGGGCUUGGAGCAGCAGGAAGUGAAGUCUCAGGGGAUGUGGUGGUGGAAUCCUGCUGCAGUGUGCUCUCCAUGGUCUGUGCAGACCCAGUCUACAAGGUCUACGUGGCUGCACUGAAAACCCUGCGUGCCAUGCUGGUGUACACGCCGUGCCACUCUCUGUCGGAGCGCAGCCGCCUGCAGCAGCUGCUCCGGCCGGUGGUGGAGACCAUCUUGGUGAAAUGUGCCGACGCAAACAGUCGUACCAGUCAGCUGUCUGUGUCCACACUACUGGAGCUCUGCAAAGGGCAGCUAGGAGAACUGGCUGUGGGUAGAGAGAUCCUCAAAGCUGGAUCUAUUGGCAUCGGUGGAGUGGACUAUGUGCUGAAUUGUAUCCUGGGCUCGCAGACUGAAUCCAAUAACUGGCAGGCUCUGCUGGGCCGCCUUUGCCUGAUCGACAGACUGCUGCUGGAGUUCCCAGCUGAAUUCUACCCUCAUAUUGUCUCAGCCUCAGACUGUGGACAGCCACAGAACCAAGUGGAGAGGUACGGGUACCAGAAGCUGCUGCCUCUGCUAAGCUUUGCGCUGCAGUCUAUCGAUAACUCUCACUCCAUGGUGGGAAAGCUCUCUCGCCGUGUGUUCCUGAGUGCUGCCCGCAUGGUGGCCCGCGUGCCUCACAUCUUCGUCAAACUGCUGGACAUGCUGAGCGUCACCAGCUCCACCCACUAUGCCCGCAUGCGCCGCCGCCUUCUGGCCAUCGCUGAGGAGAUGGACAUCUUGGAAGCCAUCCAUCUGGGCCUGGAAGACGCGCAGAUGGCUCCUAGUCAGCACUGCGAUGCUUUUCUGGAGCCUUCAGCACCUCACAAUUCUCCCAUUACCACAGAAAGAAACUCGCCCACACUCGGCCUGCAGCAGCUCGCCAAGGCGGGGCGAGGGGGCAUGGCCAGUGCCAAACCUGCAGAUGAGAUUGCAGACAGGCUAGCAGCUAUCACAACCACCAGCAGCAGCAGCAACAGCUAUGCUGACCAACCAAAGCCACCAGUCCAGCUACGUCCUAGACCUAUGAGCCAGUGUCUUAAUUCACCCUCCUCAAGCCAAGCACCCACCUUACCCUCGCCCUCCACUUCCCACGCCCCAGCUUUUCCUCCUGACAACCCCAAAGCCCGAGCGCCAGGUUUCGUUCUUGGCAAGUUCACCCAGUCUUCCCCUGGUGCCCAGCGCAAGUUCCCUAUACAGAAGGGUGGGACUUGUGGCGGGACUAAUAAAGACCUAGAAAAGUUACCUUCACCCGUGUUCCCCCCAUCCAGACCAUUGCCUCCCACCCAGGUCCACAGACCCAGACCCUCCAGGCCCUCACCCUCUGCCUCUUCCGAAUGUGGUGCUAAAGCUUCUUGCUUAGGUGCCAAGAGCAACAUGAAGCUCGAUCUUCAGGACCACCAGCCAAUGGACAGCACGAGCACUGUGUUUGUACCCAGCGAUGAUGCUGUUUUCACCCCUGUGGAGGAGAAGUUCCGCGGCCUGGAUGCUUCCGCCGAGCUCAACUCCAGCAUGGAGGACCUUCUGGAAGCCUCUAUGCCGGCAGCGGACAGCACCGUGACCUUCCAGUCGGAGGUGGCCGUGCUGUCUCCAGAGCAGGCUGGCAUGAGUGAUGACGCCUACAGUGAGGACAUGACGCAGAACCAGAAGUGCAAGGAGAAGAUGGAGGCUGAGGAAGAGGAGGCGCUGGCCAUUGUAAUGGCGAUGUCCGAAUCCCAGGAUGCCCUGCCCAUCAUCCCGCAGCUGCAGGUGGACAAGGGAGAGGACGUCAUCAUCAUUCAGGUGGAUACUCCAGAGACUCUGCCUGGGCAUACCAAAGCAAAACAACCCUAUCGUGAAGGUGCGGAGUGGCUGAAGGGUCAGCAAAUCGGCCUGGGAGCAUUCUCCUCAUGCUACCAGGCACAGGACGUUGGCACUGGAACGUUAAUGGCAGUGAAACAGGUGACGUAUGUAAGAAACACAUCCUCAGAGCAGGAGGAGGUGGUGGAGGCUUUGCGGGAGGAGAUCCGGAUGAUGAGUCAUCUCAACCACCCCAACAUCAUCCGCAUGCUGGGCGCAACCUGCGAGAAGAACAAUUACAACCUGUUUGUGGAGUGGAUGGCAGGUGGCUCCGUAUCUCAUCUCCUGAACAAGUACGGGGCCUUUAAGGAAGGCGUGAUAAUCAACUACACUGAGCAGCUGCUCAGAGGCCUGGCCUACCUCCAUGAGAACCAGAUCAUUCACCGCGACAUCAAAGGUGCCAACCUACUGAUUGACAGCACAGGCCAGAGGUUGCGGAUAGCAGACUUUGGAGCAGCGGCAAGGCUGGCCUCCAAGGGCACGGGUGCCGGCGAGUUCCAGGGCCAGCUCCUGGGAACCAUUGCCUUUAUGGCCCCUGAAGUGCUGAGAGGACAGCAGUAUGGCCGUAGCUGUGACGUGUGGAGUGUGGGCUGUGCCAUCAUUGAGAUGUCCUGUGCCAAGCCCCCUUGGAAUGCUGAGAAACACUCUAACCACUUGGCCCUUAUAUUCAAGAUUGCCAGUGCCACCACAGCACCCACAAUCCCCCCACAACUGUCCCCAGGCCUAAGGGACGUCACCCUGCGCUGCCUGGAGCUGCAGCCUGCUGACCGGCCCCCGUCCAGGGAGCUGCUCAAACACCCCAUCUUCCGCCUCAACUGGUAACAACCCGGAGCGACCACGCAACCUGCGCAAUACUACUACUCUACUACUACUACUACUGCUACUAUUACUACUGAAGGCCUGUAUGGCCUGUACCCUCUCACUGCUGUCAUCUCCUCCUCAGCACUAGCACUAGCUCAGCCAGACAUACACACACACACACACACACACACACACACACACACACAGUGGGGUCCUUACUGCUGUAACCACAGCACAUAAUGAUGCAAGCCCAUACUGUCCGACUUCCCUGCGAGUGCCUUUACAAUAGUGCCAUGUCCUGAUGCUUCGUUAUACUGGGUUUUUAUGUGGUGAGCGCUUCUCUCUGCACAUUUUUGUUGAUUUUUCCAUCACAGAAAGGUGCUGAAGUCAAAUGUUUGUUACUACGGUUGUUUCAGUUCACACAGAUUUCAAUGUCUAAGCGGACCUCUGUGAGCGAAAUCGUUCAUGUUAAAAGUAAAGGUUCAAAUUAGCGAUAUCUCUGUUUUAACUGGUCGCAUUUAAAAAAAAAAUCUCUCAUUUGUUACUUUAUAUUGUGCGUUUUACUGUUGGGCCUCAUGUUUUCUUUCAUACAAUGUUAAACACCAUGAACGGGUUUCAGGGAAAGGUAAUUUUUGAAACUUGGCUAGUUCAGCUAGCGUAAUGCUGAAUGUGAAUACUUAUUAUAAUGCCGGUAUUUGUCUCAAGUUUUGUUUUUUAGUUUUCCUCCAAAUCUCAAUGGAAAUCCCAUGUAUAAAUGUAUGAUUUUUAUCAUUCUAAGGAGUAACGGAUACGUUUAUUAGCUUUCUGGGUGUCACUGAGAUUCAGUUUUGGGCUUUCCUUUGGCAAGAACUAGCAAAAGCAAAAAAAAAAAACGGCUUUUGAGGAAAGUUUUAAGACGAUGUCUCAGUAGGACACCCUCACUGAUCUCUUUACUUUUAAAUGUUACGUUAAGGAAAGGUUGUGGUUCUUUUCUUUUGUCUUGUUUUUUUAUUUUUUCAGUAAAUGAGCCUUCUGCUAAAGCUGUUUUGUUCAGAAGCAUUUUGGACAGUUUUCCCCCUCCUGAGUUGUUUUUGUUUUCUUUUUUGUUUGGUGCUGUUCAUUUUUGUGCUAAUUAUCAGAUUUUUUAUUUUAUUUUAUUUUAAUUUAAUCAAGAUCUAUUUCAGUGAUUCCUGUAAGAGAAUCUCCAGUACUUGUUUCAAAAGGAUCAGUGUCCACCUGAGCAUUUCUGCUUCACCUCAUGGUGUUUUUUCUUUGUAAUGAAAAUGAAUGCUGUUGACCAUUUUUGGUGGCGGGAUAUAACUGAUCUUAUAUUAAUGAUGCCUUUCCUUCUCAUUUAUGUUGUUCUUUUUGGAGAUAAAUCUGCUCUUUUCUCUUUGAUUAGAAAUGAUGUUGAGCAUGUUAAUUGUAUGAACUGUAACUCUUCAAGUGUUCUACUUGUAAUCAGUGAAAGGAAGAUAAGGAUUAUUUUUAAAAAAUCCAAAACAUUUGCAAAAUAUGCAUCACAGAGCUAAUGUCUGAACUCCCUUUGCUCAGACGAGGGGAAGCGACGUCGACAAUUUGUGACAGUUUAAAGAUUAUUUUUAAAGGAAAAAUGAAACUUUUAUUUAAUACGAGUCCUAAUGCUUUGUGUGGAGUACAAGCUGAUCAGGCUUGAAGAGUUAAGAUGUAAAUAUAUAUGAAUUUUUGGUAGCUAAAUUUAUUUUACUUGACUCCUGUAUUUUUUAUACCACACCUUUUUUCCAUAAAUACAUAUUUUUGUUCCUGCUUUGGAUUUAUUUUACUUUUAUCUUUCUUUUCAAUGUCUUUGUAAAAGCUUUAAAGUUAUGCACUCUUUGUCUUUUUUAUAUACUGGAAAAAAUCAGUUUCAGUCAAAUUCAUAAAAGCUAAUCAGUAUUACUUAAAUAUGUCAUGCCUGUAAUUCGAGUUUUCCAAUUCUCUUCUGGUCUGUAUUUUAUUUUAUUACUUUUGUUCUUUGUAUCUUACGCCCUUUUUGGAUCAGAGCUGGACUGAAAUUGUGUGAAAUAAUGCUGUUUCUUGUAACUUGGUACUUUUCUUCCCAUUCUCCUUUUUGUUUUUGUUCUAUUCUUUUUUUGUUUAAAAUAAGUCUAUUGCUGUUUUAUUCCAGUCUCUACUACCUCAGGUGUCCUAUAGAGUUUUCCUCUACCAAAGUUCACUUUCUCAAUAUAUAUAUAUAAUUAUAUAUAUAAAUAUAUAUUCUUUUUUGACUGUUAUUUGUUUUUCCUUUCUUUUUCAAAGACUUCCAGGGCUUAAGGGCUAACUUAUAUUAGCACCUUUUUAUUGUGCAAAUAAACUCAUGAAAUCUCUGGGUUAAGAAAAAUGAAAAAUUGGCUUAAGCUGUAUCCUUUAAUCUUAAGUAUAUUGAGAUGUUUUAAUUAUUAAAGUUUUUACCCCAUUUGAAGCAUUUUAUAACAAAUUUGACUUAUUUUGGUGUUCGUCUUUAGUAAAUAAAAAAUGGGAAAAUGG